Molecule: messenger RNA, 5058 nt
Organism: Ramularia collo-cygni
Lineage: Eukaryota; Fungi; Ascomycota; Dothideomycetes; Mycosphaerellales; Mycosphaerellaceae
Exons: 1
Coding region: 1-5058 (1685 amino acids)
Cellular component (GO): Swr1 complex
Molecular function (GO): histone binding; ATP binding; ATP-dependent chromatin remodeler activity
Source: RefSeq, a predicted model, not a curated record
AUGCUCGUCAAGUGCGAGCACGAGACAGCAGGCGCAAACGACGCAGCAAACGCUGCUGAGUCCCCGAAACGCGAGGAAACCAACGAAAGCGCGCAGGAGGAUGCUCAGACCGCGGUGUCCACCUCAGCCACGCCGGAGGCGGGAGAGAGGCGCAAGAAGAGUAAACGUAAACGAGGACCAUCACCCCCUUGGCGGUCCUUUAUCGCGGAGACGUCGACAUUGAAUGUAGACGGGCGGAGAGUUUCCGCGCGCCACAACUCCAGCCUGAGCACACCCGGCGUCAGCAGCGACAGUGAGGGUCGCGGGCGCAAAUCAUUGCCCCGCGCAAGUCCUCCCUGGAAGGCAUUUGCAGCGGAGAGCGCCAGCGUUAUCAACGUUGAUGGGCGAAGGAAAAGUGGGCGCGUCAACCGGGAGCUUGCCGAAAGCAAGAGUAAGAGUGGAACGCCGAACCGCACAAAGUGUGCGAGCGGAAACACGAACAUGAACUCUGCUGGGAAGAAUCGCAAGGCGACAUCGGAUUCGAAUCACAACGAUGAUGGCGUCGAUGCCUCCGCUGACCGGCCGUCAAUGUCCACCUCGACCAACUCCAAGAUCGCCGAGCUUCAGGCCAAAAUCGCAGCUCUACAGCCAACGCGAUCGUUUCCAGCACCGGAACUCAGCGAGGUCAAAGGACCGCAGUCCAAGGCCGCGGCACCCAAGAGAUCGCAUAAGCGAAAAGAAAGCUAUCAUGCCAAAGUGGAAGACCAGCCCUGCUCUCCUCCACGCAGUCGCAAAGCGCCCCGACAGAGCGAUGUUGAAAUAUCCCCCGACCGAUCAAAGCCAACUCCCAAGAUCCGACUUCGAUUCCAGGGCAAUCGCAAACCCAUUCCACCGCAUCAUCCGAACGCCGUCUCGAAGCCCGCCUACCCCCCACAGCUCGCUCUUCACCAGGUAAUCGAGGAUUGGGAAUUGCAAGAGCUGCAACAGCCGUUCUUAGAAAAUGAUCGCGGCCCUCCAGAUGCGGAGUACUUUGUCCAGCGAGCUAUUAAGCAAGCCGCAGAGGAAGGUGCGAUGCGUCAGAGGAUUCUCAAAGAGGCAGAGCCCGGCGGAGCGUUGAGCAAGGAGAAUCUAAGUCUGUAUCAAGCGGAUCGACAGCCAGAGCCAUCACAAUCAAUCGCGCAUCACGACCAGCUCGUGGCUCAUGCGCUUUACUUACGCCAAUUACAAGUCAAGGAGAAGGCCCAACAUCGCCUGUUGGCCAAAAGGGUUGCCUUUGAAGCUUUGGAUAAGUGGAAAGUCCGGAACGGACCUACUGAAGAAGACAUUGUUGCAGAGCAAGACAGAACUUUCAGGCUCGUGGCGAAGCAGGUCAUUGCGGAUGUGAGCGCGAAGUGGGCAUUGGUAGAAGCGCAUGUGCAGGAAGCGAGAAAGAAGGCAUACGAGGCCGAGCAAGGCAGGAUACAGGCACAAAAGCUGCAAGAAAAGCUGGAGUACAGUGAAAACCUUUUGCUCAAGYAACGUGGGGACGCAGACAGCGAUGUUGAUAUGGACAGGGAGGAUGAUGAUAACAGCUCCUCUGAAGAUGCUGCGUCGGGCUCCGAUUCUGCCAGCGAAUCGGAUGAAGACAAUAUCAGUGAGUCCGAGGACGAGGCCGAUGGCAAUGCUACGGAAGACGAAGGAGACAUGGACGCUGAGACACUGGCUGCGUACAAAGCGCAUCAAGCUGAAUUGGCCAAGCAGAGGCCUGCUGAGCCGCCUGAAAAAUGCAUUGAAGGUAAGGACGAGGAUGGCGAAGAUGAUGCGGAGCCGAAUCAAGACGUCUCAAAGAGGGAUGAUACGGCGCAUAAUGUCGCAAAUCUCCAAGAGGAUAAUCGUUCCGCUCCGAAUCGUGCUCAAAUGGACGAUAUCAGUCAAAUGGGAGGUGCAGAUGCCGCCGAACGCCAUAAAUCACGCUCGGCAUCACCGACCGUGGAGGAGACUACAGCCGAGGAUCACUUGUCCUCAGAUGAUUCGACCAAUAUGGACUCCGACGACUAUGACUCUGAUGAAGAUAUGACUACCGGUGACGAAGCCGWCGGCAAUGAUGAUGAUGAUGACGAAGAAGAGUCAGAGGCCGGAGGAGAGCCAUCAAUUCUUGGGUUUUACCGCACGGCAGAUCUCAAAUCUCUACGUGAGAAAGAUGGAGGCUUGCCUACCCCUGUGACCAGCGUGGAGAAUGGCGGCGAAGACGAACAUCCAAGAUCUGGCUCCGAGGCCGUGUUCGAUGGACACGCCAAUGCUGGCGCUGAACAUGAUCUUGGGCUCACACAGAAGCAUUCGAACCAUCAGGUUUCGACGCCUGCUGCCGAUGGAGACGAGCAGCAUCAGGAGAAGCCCGCCGAGGAAAAUGAUGCAGAAAAGGUAGACGAGGCCAAUCCAAGUAUUGCAGCCCAAGCAGAUGCGGAUCAUCUCGAAGAUCUUGGCGCCAAAUCGCGCGUUGCGAUUCCCUCACUUAUGCGCGGGACUCUUCGCUCAUAUCAGCAUGCAGGUCUGGACUGGCUUGCCUCGCUGUACCGCAACCGAACAAAUGGUAUACUGGCCGACGAGAUGGGCCUUGGCAAAACGAUUCAGACCAUCUCACUUCUGGCACACCUUGCAGAGGUACAUGAAGUGUGGGAGCCGCACCUUGUCAUCGUGCCAACGUCCGUUAUCUUGAAUUGGGUGACGGAAUUCCACAAGUUUCUCCCAGCCUUCCGUGUUUUAGCGUACUAUGGCACCCUAGAAGAGCGUAAUGCGAAGCGCCGUGGUUGGGUUGGAGAUCCUCACCACGAGAAUAGGGAGAAGCGCGGCUACAAUGUGAUCAUCACGAGCUACAACAUUGCAAUGCAGGAUAUCAACUCGCUCCGCCAAGUGCAGUGGCACUACCUCAUUCUCGACGAAGCUCACAACAUUAGAAACUUCAACAGUCAACGGUGGCAGACUCUCAUCCGGUUGAGGACACGAGCUCGGCUCUUGCUGACUGGCACGCCCUUACAGAAUGACCUCGCCGAGGUCUGGGCGCUGCUGACCUUUCUCACGGCUGGCGACGAUGAACGCUCGCACGGCAAGCUAGAGGAAUUUCUCGGCCACUGGAAGGAUCCAGUCAAGGAAAUCUUCGACCAGGGCGUGCAGAAAAUUUCCGAGAGUGCACAAAGAGUCGUCGACCAGUUGCAUAUCUCUCUACGGCCUUUCUUGCUGCGUCGCAAAAAGAAUGAGGUCGAAAAGGAUCUUCCCAAGAAGACAGAGCAUGUCGUUGUUUGUAAGCUCAGCAAGCGACAGCGUCAGCUCUAUCAAGAUUACAUGGGCCUUGCGGAGACGAAAGCCUCCCUUGCCAAGGGCAAUGGCGUCCAAGCUGGUGCGGUGCUGCUAAGUCUGAGGAGGGUGUGCAAUCAUCCUGAUCUCUUUGACCCUCGGCCGAUUCAAACAAGCUUCGCCAUGGAAACAAGCCCAAUCGAAGUUUACAGUAUCAAAGAGCAGCUAGUUAGACAGCUGCUCGGUGCUCCCCGAGAAACACCGACGAAAUUCUUGAUCGUCGCUCGUGAGGGCAGAAUGCGAAUGACUGUGCAGCGAGCGCGCCGACUAGAUGCCACUAAACUCUUGCAACGCCAGAUUGGUGAGGUUGAGGCAUUGGCUGCGGACACAGACUUUGAUCCUUCGACCGUGAUCGGCUCCAGAGCAUUGCAACGACUUCAACUACGCCAACGCAAACUCAGCCAGCUUCGCGCAUGCAUCCAGGCUACCGAGUCUUCUUUCGGGCAAACGCCUGUCUAUGGCUCAGACCUCCGCCAGCUCAUCACCAUUAACAAACUCAAACCGUACACCUGUCUCUCGCGCUGGCAAUCUAGCGCCAGAGGUCUGCGCGGAUGGCCUUCAAUGGGAAAGCGACCUGUUUUACUCGAGCAUCCGAUUGACUGGAGCCUGAUCAAGAGCACGCAGCUACAAGCCGACAUUUUCACCUACGAUGGCCUGGCUGAGAAGAUGAAAGAGACGCUCAUUCGGUUCACCUUCGUCCCUCCUGCCGUCACAGUACCGAUUCUGGACUAUGCCAUUCCGCCACGCAUACAGGACAGCCUCCGUAUGACAUCCGCAUACCCGAUCGAACAUGACUUUGGCCACGAAGCUCGCGUGCGUGCCUCUAUCGCGUUCCCUGAUUCCAGACUCCUCAUCUACGACUCCGGCAAGCUUCAGCGCCUCACUUAUCUAUUGCGUGAGCUCCAAUCCAAGGGAUCACGGAGCUUGAUAUUCACACAGAUGGUAGGCACGCUCAACAUUCUGGAGCAAUUCCUCAGCUUGAUGAAUCUUCCAUACCUGCGACUGGAUGGCAACACGAGCGUAGAGCGCAGAGCGCUCAUGGCUGCUGAGUUCAAUCGACCAGACUCGAAAUACCAGUGCAUGAUUCUUUCUUCUCGUGCGGGAGGAGUGGGACUCAACUUGACAGGGGCCUCUUCGGUCAUUUUCUACGACCUCGACUGGAACCCACAGAUGGACCGGCAGUGUAUGGACCGCGCACAUCGUAUCGGGCAAGUCAGAGACGUYGGCGUUUACAAAAUGGUCAGCGAAAAGACCGUUGAGGAGAACAUUCUCCGGCGUGCCAACCAAAAGAGUCUUCUCGACCAGACAGUCAUUCAAGACGGGCACUUCACAACCGAGUACCAACUUCCAGCUCGUCGUGAAGAGGAAGAAGCAGCGGAAAAGRGCGAUGACGUCGGCCUCGCUAUUGAUCGAUUCCUUGGCGGCGAGGAGAAAUCUACGACCCAAGCGCUGGAGUCGGUAGAGGACAAGGAGGACGUCGCAGCAGCGCAGCAGGCAAGAAAGGAAGAUCACCAGGACGACGUGGAUUUCGAUCGGUCGAAAGAUCACUCCAAGGCCAAUACCCCCGGACCUGCUCAUGCGGAAGCGGAAGAUGAGGUGGACGCCGCGCUGCAGGGUCAUGUGGAUUCUUACAUGAUUAGACUCAUGGAAGAGAUUCUACUAAAGGGCUGGGUGUACGUUCCCCCUCCAGUGAGGAGACUGGACAAGCAUGGGAGGGAUCCUUCGCAUCGACCGAAGAGAAAGAGGUAA